Molecule: messenger RNA, 1490 nt
Organism: Drosophila nasuta
Lineage: Eukaryota; Metazoa; Arthropoda; Insecta; Diptera; Drosophilidae
Gene: Der-2
Product: Derlin 2
Exons: 3
Coding region: 269-1048 (259 amino acids)
Source: RefSeq, a predicted model, not a curated record
AAUAUUUUUAUAUCGCCUCACAGAACCAUUAGAACUUAGCAAAUUGAAAAAAAGAAACAAAUAAUUUUUAGCAACAAUCUAUGUGACAUACCCAAAAUUCAACAAGACGGGUUGCUUAAAAGUGUAAUAAACACGGAAUUGUAACAGUUAGCAACAGCUAGUAGUGUUAGCAGAUGUGAACCGCAGCGCAAAAAAGGCGCAACAAAUACACGCACAAUUCGCUUGCAACUCCAAUUAGCCCACCAACAACAACAAUAACAGUCCAAGGAUGAAUGCACUUCGGCAGUUCUACAUGGAAAUUCCAAUAGUAACGCGAGCAUACACCACUGUGUGUGUCCUCACAACAUUAGCGGUGCACUUGGACUUAGUGUCGCCGCUGCAACUGUAUUUUAAUCCCACAUUAAUAGUGCGCAAAUUUCAAAUUUGGCGCCUAGCUACCACAUUCCUAUACUUUGGCACAAUUGGCAUUAGUUUCUUCUUCAACAUGGUGUUCACAUACCGUUAUUGCCGCAUGCUCGAAGACGGAUCAUUUCGAGGUCGCAGCUCCGACUUUGUGAUGAUGUUUAUCUUUGGUGGAGUCCUGAUGACCUUCUUUGGCAUCUUUGUCAACCUGCUGUUCCUUGGCCAAGCGUUCACUUUAAUGCUCGUCUACGUCUGGUCACGACGCAAUCCCUCGGUACCCAUGAACUUUUUCGGAGUGCUCAACUUCCAGGCCCCCUAUUUACCUUGGGUCCUGCUCUGCUGUUCCAUGAUCUUGGGAAAUACCGUAUGGGUUGAUAUCAUUGGGAUGGGCGUCGGGCAUGUUUACUAUGUGCUUGAAGACGUUUAUCCGCAACUCUCCAACGGCUAUCGUCUAAUCAAGACGCCAUAUUUUCUUAAAAGACUUUUCAAUGAGCACAUCGAACGCAAUUAUCAAGCAGCUGCCGAGGAUCGUCCUGGUGGGUUUUUGUGGGGCGGCGAAGGACAACCAUUGAUACAGGAAGACGGCGAGGAACAGCAGCAACAGCCAGAGAAUGAAGCUCAACCAGCUGCAGUUCCUGCGCAAUAACCAUUCUGAUCCAGAUCCGAUAUAUUGUCUAUAAGAGAAACUGUGUUUACUAUGCGCUUUAAAAACAAACAACAACAAAAAACCACAAAAACAAAACUGUUAAGACCCCUCCGCCACCUAUCACUUGGUGCUUGGUAAGAUUAGAUACAUAGUGAAUGAAAAACCAAAACAAAAGAAGAGAAAUAGAAAAAAAAGAAUUAUAAGAGCUCUGCCAUAUUACAAAGCGAUGUGGCGUGCAAUAAUAGUUAGCCAAAGUUAAUUGAAGUAUGUAUUGUAUGUAUUUAUUAAUGCUUGAUUUCUGUGGCGAGCGGCAAAAGAGAUUGCGACUCAAUUGUACUUUACAAUUGGCCUUAAGUUUUCCUUUCAUGGUAGAUUUUCAGCACGUGUGAUUAUAUAUUUAUAUGUAUACAAACAUGAAAAAAAAUAAAAGAUUGUGAAUAUG